AUGAUCGUCUUGCUGGUUUCGCUCGGGCUGGCGCUGACCCGGCUUCACUCUCCGCUGAUGCAGCUCCACCACUCGGGCGAAAAGAUGUCCCGCGCCGCCGCGCCAGCGUCCGCCACUGCCGUCGGCGUCGGAGACACUGCCGGCAGCAUCACGAUUCCGGGAUGGGAGGACAGCGUCGCGAGGGAAAUCAAGCUUGGCAGCGACCCGGCUAGUGCGGCGCCCCUCGUCUGCGAGGACGACGUCACGCGGCUGCUCCAGGAGGCGCGUGACGCUGAGGCGGCGCUCAAGAAGCUGGAGCGGAAGCGGCGGGCGGACGAGGAGACAUUCAAGCAGCAGAUCUCCUCCGAGGAGGCGACGGGCGAGAGGUACGACGCGCUGCUCGCGGCGCACAUCCAGUCUCGCGACGCGGGCUACAACGCGGCGUGCGCGGCGUGCGAGGCGAUGAAGCGCAGGGCGGAGCUGGCCGGCCAGCUCCUCGAUGCCGAGCGGGCGACGCGCGCGAAAAAGGCAAAGGAAGACGCAGCGGAGGUGCGGUGGCGGGCAGAGCGCCGGGCGCGCGAGGGUGCGGCACGGGAGGAGGCCAGGCUUCGCGCCGCCUUUCUCGCGGCGUGA
This is a messenger RNA of Emiliania huxleyi CCMP1516, 612 nucleotides long. RefSeq lists its product as hypothetical. The transcript is spliced from 2 exons. The record is from RefSeq and is a predicted model, not a curated record. NCBI's taxonomy places the organism in Eukaryota, Haptophyta, Isochrysidales, Noelaerhabdaceae. Bases 1 to 612 code for a protein of 203 amino acids.